Messenger RNA from Hyalella azteca, 1244 nucleotides. RefSeq names its product inositol polyphosphate 1-phosphatase (gene Ipp). The record is from RefSeq and is a predicted model, not a curated record. Gene Ontology annotation, molecular function: inositol-1,4-bisphosphate 1-phosphatase activity. The coding region runs from base 66 to 1196 and encodes 376 amino acids. The transcript has 8 exons. Lineage: Eukaryota; Metazoa; Arthropoda; Malacostraca; Amphipoda; Hyalellidae.
ACCACGUUUUUCUGAUCAGAAAAAAAUAGUUCAACUUUAUUCAUUCCUGAUUUUACUUAUUCAUUAUGUCACUAUCAAGUUUGCUGCAAGUGUUAGUGGACUUCUCAGCUAAAGCUGCCUCAAUUGCUCAGACAAUUAGAGAAGAUAAAGAGCUUUUCUCUCUUCUAGUGGAAGAAAAAACAGGAAAGUCAAAAAACAUCAGAUUUGAUCAAGAUUUCAAAACCUUAGCUGAUGUCCUCAUUCAGCAGACUCUCUGUGAUGUCAUUAAUAAACAAUUUCCUGCAUUGAAAGGGAGAGUUUAUGGAGAAGAACAAGCAUGUUUCAAAAACACUAUGGGUGAAACCAUCACUGUUGCUGUUCAAGCAGAUGCCAGCAGCACUGCAGCCCUUCUUGCUCAGGUGUUGAAUGGCAAUGAAAAAGCAGCUGAUGCAUUGGCUCAGGAAGUUCAUAAAGAAUUAAAAAGAGAUGUCUUGGUGAGCUCCGCCUUACCUACUGUGCCUCUAGAAGAGCUAGCCAUAUGGAUCGACCCUAUUGAUUCGACGGCAGAAUACAUCAAAGGCAAUGAGUUAACAAAUGGAGUCACACGACGCGGACUGCAAUGUGUGACCGUCCUGCUCGGUGUCUUCAACACGACUGAUGGCAGACCGAUAGCUGGUGUGGUCAACCAACCGUUCGCCGCUGCACCAGCAAAUGGGACUGAGAGUGCGGCGACAUCAGUGGUGUGGGGCGUGUGUGGCGGUGACAACAGCCUCAGCAACGCCACCUCCCUCGCAUCGCGGCUUCGGUGCGUGAGCGUCUCGAGCAGCGAGAGCGACGGUGUCAUUGAGCGCCUCGCCGCCGCCGGCAUAGAGACGCUGCCUGCCGCGGGCGCUGGGUAUAAGGCCCUUGUGGUCAUCAACUCGCAAGUGCAAGCCUAUGUUUGCUCCAAGGCGAGCACAUAUAUGUGGGACACGUGCGCUCCACACGCAGUGUUGUUGUCCCUGGGUGGCGGCAUUAUACCAUUCACAUCCUUGGAGCAGUUCGCGCGUGACCUUCCCCCUGACGCGUCUCAGCAUCAACUGAAGUACGUGGAGGCGCGCAGCGGCGGCUCGGACAUCAGCCUCUACUGCAACUCGGGCGGCGUGGUCGCCUACCGAAACUUGGACACCUUGAUCGCUCUCGCUAAAAUUAUUUUCCCUUCAACCGCAGCGAAGUGAGCCUCAGUCCCGUAGACCGCAGCAAAAUGAGCAUCAGGAAGUGAGAUC